AUGCCCCUGCUGCCCGCUGCGUUCAUCAGCAGCAUGCUCUAUUUCCAGAUGGUGAUCAUGGCAGGGACGGUGAUGUUGGCGUACUACUUCGAAUACACAGACACGUUCACUGUGAACGUGCAGGGAUUCUUCUGCCACGACAGCUCCUACCGCAAGCCCUAUCCGGGCCCAGAGGACAGCAGCGCUGUGCCCCCUGUGCUCCUCUACUCGCUGGCCGCUGGCGUCCCGGUGCUCGUGAUAAUAGUCGGAGAAACUGCCGUGUUUUGCCUACAGUUAGCCACAAGGGAUUUUGAAAACCAGGAAAAAACUAUUUUAACUGGAGACUGUUGCUAUAUAAACCCACUGGUACGCCGAACUGUCCGAUUUCUUGGAAUUUAUACGUUUGGACUGUUUGCUACUGAUAUCUUUGUAAAUGCUGGACAAGUGGUCACAGGCAACCUGGCUCCACACUUUCUGGCCUUGUGUAAGCCCAAUUACACAGCUCUUGGUUGUCAACAGUACACACAGUUCAUCAGUGGGGAGGAAGCGUGCACCGGCAACCCAGAUCUCAUCAUGCGAGCAAGGAAAACCUUCCCAUCCAAAGAAGCUGCCCUCAGCGUCUAUGCUGCCAUGUAUCUGACGAUGUACAUUACAAACACUAUCAAAGCCAAAGGCACCAGACUUGCUAAGCCUGUUCUAUGCUUGGGAUUAAUGUGCUUGGCCUUUCUUACUGGACUCAACAGAGUAGCAGAAUAUCGAAAUCAUUGGUCGGAUGUGAUAGCGGGCUUUCUAGUUGGGAUAUCUAUAGCAGUAUUUCUGGUUGUGUGCGUGGUAAAUAAUUUCAAAGGAAGACAACCAGAAAAUGGGCACAUGCACAGGGAGAGUGUGGCCCGGAUGCCGAUGAUCAACAUUCCUCGAGUAGAAAGCCCUUUGGAAAAGGUAGCAUCUGUGCAGAUAUUGUUUGAAACAGCAGGUCCAGGUCUCAGUGGGUGUCCCUGUGAGCAAGAAGUCAAGUGCUUUCCAAAAAUUGCUCUUGCAACUUCUGUGAACCAGAUAGGGUCUAAAUCAAGGAAUAAUGGUCUUACCAAUGGUCAAGAAGUGCUUGCAUUGGGAGUGAACCAGCUGUGCUGGCAAUUCUUUGCCAGGGAGGAAAAGGAAUCAGCCUGCAGUAUCAGCGGUGCAGCAUCAGUAGCUCAUGCUGCAAGCUGGAGCCUAGGAGCUCAGGAUGCUGUUACUAUUGUAGAUCCCUUCUUCACAGCUGAAGCUGAGAGCUCUGUGUGGCUUUCUGGGACUAUUCUGGCUUGGGCAUUUGCAGCCUUCCCAGUCGCAUCUCUGGCUUUCCAAUCUCUUACCUCCUUGCUCUCAACUCUUCAUCACUCUUUGCCUCCCAGAAGUCUCUGCUCCCAGGUGCUCACCUGA
Arvicola amphibius (Eurasian water vole) is the source of this 1398-nucleotide messenger RNA. It is a transcript of the gene Plppr5, whose product is annotated as phospholipid phosphatase related 5. The record is from RefSeq and is a predicted model, not a curated record. Gene Ontology annotation, biological process: signal transduction; phospholipid dephosphorylation; phospholipid metabolic process. NCBI's taxonomy places the organism in Eukaryota, Metazoa, Chordata, Mammalia, Rodentia, Cricetidae. The transcript has 8 exons. Gene Ontology annotation, molecular function: phosphatidate phosphatase activity. The coding region runs from base 1 to 1398 and encodes 465 amino acids.